Gorilla gorilla gorilla (western lowland gorilla) is the source of this 3304-nucleotide messenger RNA. It is a transcript of the gene GNAO1, whose product is annotated as G protein subunit alpha o1. The transcript has 9 exons. The coding region runs from base 870 to 1934 and encodes 354 amino acids. Gene Ontology annotation, biological process: G protein-coupled dopamine receptor signaling pathway; adenylate cyclase-modulating G protein-coupled receptor signaling pathway. The record is from RefSeq and is a predicted model, not a curated record. Gene Ontology annotation, molecular function: corticotropin-releasing hormone receptor 1 binding; G protein-coupled serotonin receptor binding; G-protein beta/gamma-subunit complex binding. NCBI's taxonomy places the organism in Eukaryota, Metazoa, Chordata, Mammalia, Primates, Hominidae. Gene Ontology annotation, cellular component: cytoplasm; heterotrimeric G-protein complex.
GGGUGCGCAGAGCCGCUAGCGCACUCGCGCGCUGCGCUGGCCUCCUCCCCGCGCCCGGGCCCAGGCGCGCGCGCGCUUGUUCGCUCUCCCAUUUUUUUUUUCCCCUCCCUCCCUGCCUCUCUCUCUCUCCCUCUCCCUCGAGCUCCCGGCUGGCUGCGGCUCCCUGGCGCUCUCCCUCUCUCUCCGGUAGGCUCACCGAGCGAUGCGAGCUCUGGGAGACAGCGACGCCGCCUCCCGCUAGAGACCUGCCCCUCGGCCCGGCCCCCUGCCCAACCCUGCCCAGCGCGCGGGGGUCGGCGAAGGCGCCGCGGACGCACCGACGGCUGAAGAGCGGCGAUGCACAUGCACUAGCAGCACCCCCUAACUCACUCCCUCCACAUCCCGCGCCGCCGCCGCCGCCUCCUCCACCUCCUCCUCCGCCGCCGCCGCCUCCUCCUCCUCCGGCAGCCGCGGCAGCAGGACCCACCCUGCCCCCCACCCCACCCUCUGUCGGCUCCGGCUGCGGCUCCAGCCUCGACUAUUAUUUUAUUUAUUUUGGGUCGUGCACAAGCCUCAGUGCCUGCAGUCCGCGCCUCCUCGGCCCGCGGGCGCCUCCUCCCUUGGCUCCGGAGCCCCAGACCCCGGCCACCCUCGAUUCGACAACCCCAGACCCCUGCCAGCUGCCGCGAGUCUCCGCUGCUGGAAUCUUGUUAGCGGCUGUCUUUUUGGGGGGUUCUGGUUUCCCGACAUUUUUGUUUCCAGCCCAGGAGAGGAUAUCGUGAUUUUCCCCCCUUGAGCCCAGGCUCUGCUCUCUGGGGGGGUGGGGGGCGCUCCAAGCCGGGGAGCCGUGCCAGCCGAGUCGUGCGGGCUGUGGCAGGGAAGGGGCCACCAUGGGAUGUACUCUGAGCGCAGAGGAGAGAGCCGCCCUCGAGCGGAGCAAGGCGAUUGAGAAAAACCUCAAAGAGGAUGGCAUCAGCGCUGCCAAAGACGUGAAAUUACUCCUGCUGGGGGCUGGAGAAUCAGGAAAGAGCACCAUUGUGAAGCAGAUGAAGAUCAUCCAUGAAGAUGGCUUCUCCGGAGAAGACGUGAAACAAUACAAGCCUGUUGUCUACAGCAACACCAUCCAGUCCCUGGCAGCCAUCGUCCGGGCCAUGGACACUUUGGGCAUCGAAUAUGGUGAUAAGGAGAGAAAGGCUGACGCCAAGAUGGUGUGUGAUGUGGUGAGUCGGAUGGAAGACACCGAGCCCUUCUCUGCAGAGCUGCUUUCUGCCAUGAUGCGGCUCUGGGGCGACUCAGGAAUCCAAGAGUGCUUCAACCGGUCCCGGGAGUAUCAGCUCAACGACUCUGCCAAAUACUACCUGGACAGCCUGGAUCGGAUUGGGGCCGCCGACUACCAGCCCACCGAGCAGGACAUCCUCCGAACCAGGGUCAAAACCACUGGCAUCGUAGAAACCCACUUCACAUUCAAGAACCUCCACUUCAGGCUGUUUGACGUCGGAGGCCAGCGAUCUGAACGCAAGAAGUGGAUCCAUUGCUUCGAGGACGUCACGGCCAUCAUUUUCUGUGUCGCGCUCAGCGGCUAUGACCAGGUGCUCCACGAAGACGAAACCACGAACCGCAUGCACGAGUCUCUCAUGCUCUUCGACUCCAUCUGUAACAACAAGUUCUUCAUCGAUACCUCCAUCAUUCUCUUCCUCAACAAGAAAGAUCUCUUUGGCGAGAAGAUCAAGAAGUCACCUUUGACCAUCUGCUUUCCUGAAUACACAGGCCCCAAUACCUAUGAAGAUGCAGCCGCCUACAUCCAAGCACAAUUUGAAAGCAAAAACCGCUCACCCAACAAAGAAAUAUAUUGUCACAUGACUUGUGCCACAGACACGAAUAAUAUCCAGGUGGUGUUCGACGCCGUCACCGACAUCAUCAUUGCCAACAACCUCCGGGGCUGCGGCUUGUACUGACCUCUUGUCCUGUAUAGCAACCUAUUUGACUGCUUCACGGACUCUUUGCUGUUGACGUUGAUCUCCUGGUAGCAUGACCUUUUGGCCUUUGUAAGACACACAGCCUUUCUGUAUCAAGCCCCUGUCUAACCUACGACCCCAGAGUGACUGACGGCUGUGUAUUUCUGUAGAAUGCUGUAGAAUCCGGUUUUAGUUGAGUCUUCACAUUUAGAAUUUGAAAGGAAAAACAGAACAUUUCUCAUGUGCUUUGUAGCUUAAAAAAAGGAAAACUCACCAUUUCAUCCAUAUUUCUUUUUCUUGCAAAACAAACAUACCCAUCUGCACCGACGCCUGCCCCCGUCCCACCUCGCGGCGCAGCCCCUGGCGCUCCUGCUGGGGGGCAGGGCCCAUCUGCCGCCUGGGGCUCCGGUGCGGUGCACUGGUCCGAGGAGUGUGCUCAGGCCAGGCUUUCCAGAAGGCCACAGGCCACUGCAAACCCUGCUGCCUGCCGGCCGCCCAGACACCACAGACGCCACCUGGCGGCCCUAAGCCACUCCCGCCACACGCUCACUCCAGGUUCGUAUAGAAAAAGCACAGCUCUCACUGGCCAGUAGCUGCCAAAAAGAACACCCAUCGUACAAGGAAAUCCAGCCCCAUAGAAAACAAUCUGCCCACCGACCCCCUUUCUAAGGAUAGCCUUUGUAGGGGUUUUUUGUUUCCUUUUUUUUUUUUUUUCAGUUUUUGUUUUUACUUUUGUCCUGCCGAGUACUAUGUAUUACCAGCCCCCCACCCCACAGAUCAGUUUUCCUAGUCUUUGGGAAACGGGUUGUGUUUUUUUUCCUUUGCCGUGUUGGAUUUCCGGUCCCGGCUGACACCCCCCUUCGUGUGUGCGCCCCUCCCCACCUCUGCCUUUGUUUCGGUGCCCUGUGUCUGCUCUCUCAUGUGGGGAUGUUUGUGCUGCAGACAAAAAGAACAAAAAAAAAUUUUUAAAUACCACAAGAUGGAAAAAAAAAAACAAAAAAAUUUAAAAAGAUGGAAUGUAGUGUUUACAUUAAAGCCGCCGUUUUCAUGACCAAUCCUAUGUCAUUUCUACUUUGACUAAUACCCAAACCCUAAACCUCUUCACGGUUUCACUUUUAAGACUUAAUCUUUGCUGAAGAAGACCAGUCACAGCCAUUUCAAAUAAAGAGGAGGCAAAAAGACAAAACACACAAAAAAUUUUAAAAAAACUUAAAAAAAAAAGGAAAAAAGAAAAAAAAGCCCACGGGUCUUUGUAAGCCUUUCUAUUCCCAAUCGGUGAGGUUUCUGUGAUAUCUUACACACUGCCAGUCUACUUCUCUGACUAAUGGAAAAUUCCUGUGUAGCUCAAUAAAAGAGAAUGUUUGUCUGUA